This is a messenger RNA of Myripristis murdjan (pinecone soldierfish), 1174 nucleotides long. It is a transcript of the gene nppcl, whose product is annotated as natriuretic peptide C-like. Bases 270 to 665 code for a protein of 131 amino acids. Gene Ontology annotation, biological process: receptor guanylyl cyclase signaling pathway; cGMP biosynthetic process. NCBI's taxonomy places the organism in Eukaryota, Metazoa, Chordata, Actinopteri, Holocentriformes, Holocentridae. The transcript has 3 exons. Gene Ontology annotation, cellular component: extracellular region. The record is from RefSeq and is a predicted model, not a curated record. Gene Ontology annotation, molecular function: hormone activity.
CAAGUGGACAAAGACGCAAGGAGCAAAAUCAUCUUUUCAAUUCCAUCACAGGGAGAGAGGGAGAGGGUGAAGUGGGAGGGGCCAAGUGAGCGAGAUAGUGAUGCUUUCAGCAGGUGCCAACAAGUGAGAGGUAGCUGAGAGAGGAAGAGGGAGAUGGAGCUGAGCCUCUAAAAGCAAAAGACACUCAUCUUUGACAGAAAAAAAUAGGAAAAUCCAGAGUGUGUCUAGCCCUUGUGUUCUGGUCAGUCGUGCCCCUCCUCUCUGCUGCCAUGCUGUGCCCUGUGCUGCUCUGUGCCGCUCUGCUCCUGCUGGCACCGCUGGAGAACACAGAGGCGCGCGCUCUGCACCCCUCUCCUGAUGCCGUGCAGUUUAUGGAGCAGUUUCUGGAACGGUACAAUGACCUUCUGACCCUGGACGACCUGGAGAACCUGCUGAGCAGCCAGCCGGAAGAGCCCUCCACCUUUGCCACUGGGGUCAAAGUGGCCGAGUAUCCCAAAUGGGCCGACGUGCCUGCACAGGGAGAGACCCCCUGGCUCCGCCUGCUGAAGGGGGCUCUGGCCAAUCAGAAGCGAGCAGAACCGGACCGGUCACGGAGGGGAUGGAACCGAGGCUGCUUUGGCCUGAAACUGGACCGGAUCGGCUCGAUGAGCGGACUGGGCUGUUAGUGGAGACCAAGGGGAGGAAAGGACUGAUGACAUCCUUCAUAGAUUAUCACGAGGAAACGCACACACACAAAGGCAUCACAUGCACUGAGGGAUGUUUACAUGAGUACAUGUGGUAUGGUAUAUAUUUGCAGUAUCGCUAGUUGGUUUCAUCUAGGUACCAUAGAUCCAACGCUUUACACCUUUUUGGCUGUUUCACUGGACAGCUGUAGUUUGUCUCAUGUUUAAGUAUCAAGCUGAAUAUUGAACACGUGAGCUAUGUUUACAUGAAAUUGUUCUAUUUAAUUGAGGGAGAUGUUUUUUAAGUAAACUGUCACUUUAUGUAUUCCCAUCUUUGUCCGUAAAAGUGUAAACGUAGUUAUGUUAAUUCUGUGGGACAGGGAUAGUCUGUAAACGCAUGUAUAACGGAAGUGAUUGACAAAAUUGUGGCAUCUGUAAUUCCAGUUGUUUAUUUACAUUGUUGUUUAUAUGGUUUACUUUUGAUUUGCAUGAAUAAAUGGAUUUCACAUUGG